This is a messenger RNA of Medicago truncatula (barrel medic), 1078 nucleotides long. Its product is annotated as ferritin-3, chloroplastic. The record is from RefSeq and is a predicted model, not a curated record. Gene Ontology annotation, molecular function: ferrous iron binding; ferric iron binding. Bases 100 to 852 code for a protein of 250 amino acids. Lineage: Eukaryota; Viridiplantae; Streptophyta; Magnoliopsida; Fabales; Fabaceae. Gene Ontology annotation, cellular component: cytoplasm. The transcript has 8 exons. Gene Ontology annotation, biological process: iron ion transport; intracellular iron ion homeostasis.
ACCCUCUUCACAACCACACAAAGCCGCCAUUGUUAACCAUUUCUCUUCCUUCAAUCCUUUCUCAAUUUUCUCAACGACCCUUUUCGUUAUUCUUCUCUAAUGGCUCUUUCUGCUUCCAAAGUUUCGAUCUUUUCACCUUCACCUAUCGUGGGUCAUUUCUCAAAAAACCUCACUUUUUCUUCUUUGAAUCUUCCUAUGGAUGGUGAUAAGAGGAAGAACGUGAAGGUUCAUGCUGCUGCUGCAAAUGCACCAACGGCAUUAACUGGUGUUAUCUUUGAACCGUUUGAAGAAGUCAAGAAAGAUGUUCUUGCUGUUCCUAUUGCUCAUAAUGUUUCUUUGGCUCGUCAGAAUUUUCAAGAUGAAGUUGAAUCUGCAAUCAAUGAACAGAUUAAUGUGGAAUACAAUGUUUCCUAUGUGUACCACUCCUUGUUUGCAUACUUUGACAGAGACAACGUUGCUCUUAAGGGACUUGCCAAGUUCUUUAAGGAAUCUAGUGAAGAAGAAAGAGAGCAUGCUGAGAAGCUCAUGAAAUAUCAGAACAUUCGUGGUGGAAGAGUGGUGCUGCACCCUAUUGUGAGUCCUCCUUCAGAAUUUGAUCAUGCAGAAAAGGGAGAUGCAUUGUAUGCCAUGGAAUUGGCUCUGUCUUUGGAGAAGUUAGUAAAUGAGAAACUUCUGAAUGUUCACAGUGUGGCUGAUCGUAACAAUGAUCCUCAAUUGGCAGACUUCAUCGAGAGCGAGUUUUUGGUAGAGCAGGUUGAAUCAAUUAAGAAGAUAUCAGAGUAUGUGACUCAACUGAGAUUAGUUGGAAAGGGUCACGGUGUGUGGCACUUUGAUCAGACUCUUCUCCAUUGAUUAAGAUGAUGAUGUUUGGUCUAUUAUGAAGCUACGUGUUGUUUUUACAUUACUGGAAUAGUGAAUAAAUGUAUUCUCCUAGGUAGAAGUAGAAGCUGUGUAAUAUUUUAGUUGCUAGUAAGAACUAUGUGUAGAACAAGAACUGGAGCCAUAACAACUGUUUGUAGCUUGCAACAAUUAUUUUGUUAGAAAUGAAAAUGACGACUUUGGCUAUUAGUUUCAAUUA